CAUCAGGCCCCACUCAUGAACGCUGACUGCGGAUUGGCUGGGUCACCUGGUAUAAAUUGUACCUGUCUCUUCCCUCCCCCAGGGAACAAUAGUCAGUUUUUUUCUGCUCAGUUUAAUGGUUGCUAUGGGCUACUUCUCCUGGUUACCGCACCGGGCACUUGUGUUAAUAACUCUUCUCUUUCUCUGACCUUUACACUGGGUUCUACUGACACUACUGGGAAUCAGUCUAUAUGGCAGCUCCCACCUGCCCAUCUUCCUACAUAUUCCCCUUUCUCUCUCCUCAGGUGUGUGAUUUAUGUCGCCAGAAGUUUCUCCCGUUAUGACUCGCAGAUUGAACCGUUGCCUCCCCACAUUAAGGACAAGCUGAUAAAACUGUUGAGUGCUCACGGGCAUAUCUCAGACUCAAACAUCAGUCAGGUUCUGCACCCCGGGGUGAUGAAACUGGACCUACGGGAGUGCGACAUCUCGGAUGUUUCUCUUCAGCUCAUUUCUCGUUGCAGCCAAUUAAAAGAAAUUAAUGUCAAUGCUCGUAAAGGGGAGGAGAGAACUUCCAUCACUUCUGAAGGUAUCUCAGCCCUGGCCCAGUCCUGCCCCAAUCUCAGUGUGAUCUCUAUGAAAAGAUGCUGCAACAUCACAGACCAUGGGCUCCUGUCUGUCACCCGCAACUGUCGUCUCCUGCGAGUCGUUAAUCUGAGCGGCUGCUCCGGGAUCAGCGAUGGGUCCCUGGGGGCCCUGGGUCAGAACUGCACUUUCCUACAGAGCGUGGACUUCUCCUCUACCAAGGUCACAGAUGACGGCGUUAGAGCCCUGGUGAGUGGCAGUUGCGCACAGACGUUAAAGGAAGUUCUCAUGAGCCGCUGUGUUUUACUGACGGACCGAGCGGUGGAAUACGUCGUCCUCUCCUGCCCCCACAUCAACAUCUUUGUGUUCCACGGAUGCCCCCUCGUCACAGGUUGGUCACGGGAGAUUCUGGAGCGCAUGGCUCAAUCCAACAAACUGAAACAAGUCACCUGGACAAUUUACUGAAGCCUCGGACUCCUGACACCCUUUUUGGGGCUCAUUCACCUUUUCUCCACGUUCUGAAGGCAAAUAGGAACUGUGUAUUUGGGGGGGGUAUUUAAUUUGUUCUGUUAUUGGAGAAUAAUGAGUGUGGGAGUUGCCAUACACAUAGGGGUGAUUCCAUUCCAAUAAAACAAAGAGAAUAUUUCUAAUAUAA
Xenopus laevis (African clawed frog) is the source of this 1216-nucleotide messenger RNA. RefSeq names its product antagonist of mitotic exit network 1 homolog L homeolog (gene amn1.L). The record is from RefSeq and is a predicted model, not a curated record. NCBI's taxonomy places the organism in Eukaryota, Metazoa, Chordata, Amphibia, Anura, Pipidae. Gene Ontology annotation, cellular component: SCF ubiquitin ligase complex. The coding region runs from base 16 to 1026 and encodes 336 amino acids. The transcript has 6 exons. Gene Ontology annotation, biological process: SCF-dependent proteasomal ubiquitin-dependent protein catabolic process.